AUGUCAAAAUCCGAUGUUUCAAGUAACUCUGAGGUGGAGGAUGUGCUACUUACCCCAGAAAAACCCAAUUUAUGGAACCGAUUCAAGGCGCACAUGAAGAGGUUCUGGUGGGCGUAUUUGAUUGCAUUUUGCAUCUCUGUUCUCGUUAUCAUUCUCCCUCUAUUUUAUGUCGGGAUUCCCAACUUCGCAAACGAUUAUAUCAACAAGUACGAGUAUGACUCUGAUGGCCUUGAGAUUACCAACCCCCGGCCAACCGCCUUUCACGUUAAACAAAAACAAACUCUCCGAACAGGAGGUGGGUUCAGUGGUAGUGGUCAUAUGAACGCAUUCAAUGCCACAUGUCGUGUUAAAGAUACCGAUAAGAUCUUUACAACCUUCCCAGUGCCUGAUAUUGCAUUUGGCAAACACGCCACCCUCGAAAUAGAUCAAGAUAUGCAUUUAUCGUGUGUUGACUGUAUGUCACGAUUGGCAACUGCAGCCGGAUCUAACAGGAGUUCUUCAAUCUUGAUUGAAGGCUCAUCAGAUUUGAAAAUUGGAGCACUACCAACUGCUCAUUUAAACAUCCAUAAAACAAUGAACGUGGGUGAUUUUAUCAACGCCGAAGGCGCAUUCAACAUCACCAGUAUAGAGCUCCUGGAUCCUCCAGUUGAUGGAUAUAACUUCAAUGCCACAAUCUCCGUGCGCAAUCCGACUCCCUUCGUUAUUGAGCUGGGACAUGUGACUUUUAAUCUCACCAUGGGUGGCUCAGAAUUGGGUUGGGUCGAUCUGCCAUAUCUCUUUUUAGAAAAGACUAAUAGCAACGCUGUGGUGCUCGGUUCAGUGGACAAAAAGAGAUUGAUUCAUGAGGCCCUUUCCGGUGACGAUGAAAUUGGCACUGUGACCAUCGAGGUUCAUGGGAGAAGUUGCUCUUUCAAGGGUGUCGAUAUCCCUUACUUCACAGCCGCUAUCAAGGCUGUGUCAGCGUCGACAAGGAUUGAUCUAUUAGAAUAUGCUUCAAGUUUAUUUUCUUGA
Penicillium coprophilum is the source of this 1011-nucleotide messenger RNA. Its product is annotated as DUF3712 domain-containing protein. The transcript has 4 exons. The record is from RefSeq and is a predicted model, not a curated record. Gene Ontology annotation, cellular component: fungal-type vacuole membrane. NCBI's taxonomy places the organism in Eukaryota, Fungi, Ascomycota, Eurotiomycetes, Eurotiales, Aspergillaceae. The coding region runs from base 1 to 1011 and encodes 336 amino acids.